This is a messenger RNA of Aureobasidium namibiae CBS 147.97, 936 nucleotides long. RefSeq lists its product as uncharacterized. The record is from RefSeq and is a predicted model, not a curated record. Lineage: Eukaryota; Fungi; Ascomycota; Dothideomycetes; Dothideales; Saccotheciaceae. Gene Ontology annotation, cellular component: SAM complex. The transcript has a single exon. Bases 1 to 936 code for a protein of 311 amino acids. Gene Ontology annotation, biological process: mitochondrion organization.
AUGUGCCAAAGGUCAAACAAGUCCACCGACCACAUGAACAUGACGAACGCAAGCAACAGCAGCAGCCGCGACUGGCGAGACAUGUUCGUCGUCCCACCAGUAGUCAAACAAGUCUUUGCCAAAUUCCCUCUGUCGACCUACACAGCCAAUGCGCUACCGACGCGCUCGCCAACACACAGAGACCAGCACACUCUCUACACAUGGACGACAACACGACAAGAAGCACACAGCAACAGCGCAAACACUCCCUCCUUCAACCCCACAUGUCUGAAAUGGCAAACCUACCUCUUGUUCAACGACAUUGCUUUCCGCGCCCUCCCCUCCAAUAACCACGCUUCGCCCUCUGGCUCUCUGCCUUUUCUGCUACCAGCAAACUCGACUGCUCCAAUCGCAUCUGCCAAACUUGAGACCUGGACUGCUGCAAACAGCACGAGUACAACGUCUGCCUCUGGAUCCGGUACAACACAAUCAUCUGCUGCUAGGCAAGAAGUGUACAUUUCGCUGCUCGACCACGCGGUGAGAAGAGCAUGGCUAUACCUCCUCUACCUCUGCCCGGACAACUUCUCCCACGUCGUUGAGAGACUCUACGUCACUUCCUCAUCCUCGAACACAUUUGUUGCCAUGGCCAUCUCCUACCAAUUAAAAGAUGCGGCUACGCAAGAGUUGGUAAAGGUUACACCGGUCGUCAAAGCUGAGGAUAUUUUGACGGAAGCCGUUGAUGCAUUUGCAGCACUGGAGACGUUGCUGGGUGAGGAAGUUUGGUUCUUUGGGGCUAAAGGGCCGGGAUUGUUUGAUGCGGGUGUGUUUGCUUAUACGCAUUUGUUGUUGGAUGAGAGCAUGGGGUGGAGGUUCAAUCCGCUGGCUGAGAAAUUGGCUGGCUUUCACAAUCUGGUCGGUCAUCGCAAUCGCAUUCUGGAAAGGUACUAUCGCCAGUGA